AAAAUGUUGAGUUCGGAUAUUUGGAAAUCAUGGGAAAGAAAUGGAAAAUCUGAAUUUCUGAAACAAUGCAAAGCACUACUGAAGGACGACACCAGCCCUCUGUUCGCCAAGAACGACCGGAAGUCGGGAGUCUCGAGGGCCAUCUACGAACUAGUAUCACAUGGCGUCCGAGGUUACGUCAAAAAGGAAAGUGUUUUGGCGAUGCUCGGCGAGCUGGUCAAUCUGCAUCCGGACAUUCCCUCGAUACUGUUGGACAUUUUCGGCAUCCUGGAUGCUGAGACCGCCGUAAAUAGUGGAAUUAGUGGCGGUGAACGUACGGGCAGUGACGCUCCAAGCGAGGAGCGGACGGCGUUUUGCUACAUCGUAAAAGAGACGGAACGGUUUUUGUCGGAGAAACUGUUGAAAGAAAGACUGGAAAUUGACACCCUGCAGGAUGUGGGUACGAUAAAAAAUCGGAGCUUUUACACGAAGUUUAUCAAAGUGAAAACUAAACUCUACUAUAAGCAACGUCGUUUCAAUUUGUUCCGGGAAGAAAGUGAAGGCUACGCUAAACUUAUUACGGAGCUGAAUCAAGACUUUAACGAAUCCAUCACAGUGCAAGGCAUUCUGGAAAUAAUCAAAUCGCUGAUUGGUUGUUUCAAUCUAGAUCCAAAUCGUGUGCUCGAUAUCAUCCUGGAAUCGUUCGAAACCCGCCCUGAACAUGAUAAAAUUUUCAUUCCGUUACUUCAAGCGUACAUAAACGAUGGUAAUAUCAUUUGUGAAGUUCUUGGUUACAAAUAUCGACAUUUUGCCGAUAGUAAAGCUCCGGAGUCACUUUUUAAAGUGACAGCAUUGCUGUUGCAGCACAACGUUAUUGGAUUGGACGAUAUUUACGCCUGGCUGAGUCCUACGGACAAAUCGAUAGUUACCGAAUGGGAAUCAGAGGUCUCUGAAGCGAAGGAAUUUGUACGUAAGUUGAACGUCGUUUCCACCAACAAGGACAAAGAGCAGGAGCCCGAACCGGAACGAGAAAUGACUCCGGAAAAAUACUCCACCAAUCAAAAGUGGGGUCUUUGUGAGGCGCUUCUGCUCAUCGGAGACUGGAAUACGGCUCAGCUGCUGUUGAAAAAACUUCCGGAGCAAUCGGUCAUGGUCAAUGAACCGAUCGCCAGAGCCGUUUGCCGUUUACUGCAUAUGAUUAUCGAACCUGUCUAUCGCCUUAAAUGUGCACUGCCCUGCAACAUCAAAGGUCGUCCAAUCAGCAACGGCCUAAGCAAGUUGGCCCCAGCACCGGUGACUACGAUUUCCAAGCUUCGCAAUCACGCGUUUCCAAUGUUCGUCGCUUUGGGUCCGUCGUUACACUAUGAUUCGGUUCUAUUGUAUAAAUUGUUACGUUUAGUAAGAGUUAUACUUACUGAAAUGAAUGUGGAACCACUGAAUCCACCGGCUCCGGGUGCGGAAAAUGAGGCACUCUAUUAUGACAUACUUUCGCUGCUGGAUUCUGCCAUCUUGCCAGCGCUAUCGUACAUGGACUGCAACUGCUGCGUAUCGGAAGAGAUUUGGUCCAUCGUCAAACUGUACCCCUACCAGUAUCGAUACAGUUUGUACGCUCGCUGGAAGAAUGACACCUAUCUGCUGCAGCCGAAGUUGAUUCGCCGGCGGGGAAAUGCUCAGAAGCAAAUUAAGGCCUUGAUGAAGCGCGUCAGUAAAGAAAACAGCAAACCCGUGGGUAGACUGAUUGGCAAGCUGAGUCACUGCUCUCCCGGAUUCCUGUUUGAUUAUAUCUUGCUGCAAAUUCAAAUCUACGACAAUCUGAUCACUCCCGUGGUCGACUCACUCAAGUAUUUAACAUCCCUGUCGUACGACGUGCUCGGUUACUGCCUGAUCGAAUCGCUGGAACAGGUCGAUCGCAACCCGAUGCAGAACGACGGCACGUCCAUUUCGCUGUGGCUUCAAAGUUUAGCCAACUUCUGCGGGGCCAUCUACAAAAAGUACAACAUUGAACUGAGCGGACUGCUGCAGUACGUGGGCAAUCAGUUGAAGUCGCACAAAAGCUUGGAUUUGCUGAUUCUGAAGGAGGUGGUUCAAAAGAUGACCGGCAUUGAGGCGGCAGAGGAAAUGACGGCCGAACAGAUCAGUGCAAUGUGUGGCGGUGAGCUGCUGCGAGGGGAGGCCGGUUACUUCAGUCAAGUUCGCAACACGAAAAAAUCCUCCCAGCGUUUGAAGGACGCUCUGGCCAGCAACGAUUUGGCAGUGGCGCUGUGCUUGUUGAUUGCCCAACAGAAACACUGUGUCAUCUAUCGCGAGACGGCGUCCAGUCAUCUGAAGCUGGUGGGUAAACUGUACGACCAAUGCCAGGACACGCUCGUGCAGUUUGGAACAUUCCUCGGCUCGACCUACUCGGUGGAAGAGUACGUCGAACGUUUGCCCACCAUUCACAGUAUGCUGCAAGAGUAUCACAUUCACUCGGACGUAGCAUUCUUUCUGGCCCGUCCGAUGUUUUCACAUGCGAUCAAUCAAAAGUACGACCAACUUCGCAAGGCAGACCAGAACUCGAAAAAGCUGUCCACCUCACAGAAGAUGGCUAAAUAUUUGGAAGCAACAGCAUUCGUAAUGAAUCCGGUGAUCGAAUCCGUUCGACCUUUGCACCCGCCGAAAGUUUGGGAAGACAUCAGCCCUCAGUUCCUGGUAAGCUUCUGGUCGCUGAGUAUGUACGAUUUACAAGUACCCUCCGAGAGCUACCAGCGGGAAAUCAACAAACUGAAACAAUUGUCAAUAUCGGUGAUGGAUUCCAAGGACCAGAAUGCAUCGAAAAACAAAAAGGAACAGGAACGCCAUGCGGCCUUGAUGGACAAACUACAAGACGAACGCAAGAAACAGCAGGAACACGUAGACAAAAUUAUCCACCGACUGACUAGCGAAAAAGAUUCCUGGUUCUUGUCACGUUCUGCAAAAUCGGCAAAGAACGAAACCAUCACCCAAUUUCUGCAGCUGUGUCUGUUUCCGCGUUGUACUUUCACCGCACUGGAUGCGCUCUACUGUGCCAAAUUUGUGCAUACCAUCCACAGUCUGAAAACGGCCAAUUUCUCCACCCUGCUGUGCUACGACCGAAUAUUCUGUGACAUUACCUACUCGGUCACAUCCUGCACAGAGAAUGAAGCCACCCGUUACGGCCGGUUCCUGUGCGCUAUGCUCGAAACGGUAAUGCGCUGGCAUGCCGACCAGAGCACCUUCAAUCGGGAAUGUUCCAACUAUCCGGGUUUUGUCACAAAGUUCCGCGUUAGCAAUCAAUUCUCGGAGGCAAACGAUCACGUGAACUACGAAAACUAUCGCCACGUGUGCCACAAGUGGCACUACAAAAUCACCAAAGCGAUGGUUUUCUGUCUCGACUCGAAGGACUACAUGCAGAUUCGUAACUCGCUGAUCAUUCUGAUGCGAAUUCUGCCCCACUUUCCGGUGCUGGCAAAGUUGGCCCAAAUAAUAGAGAAAAAGGUCGAAAAAGUGCGCGAGGAGGAAAAGAACCAGCGGCAGGAUUUGUUCGUGCUGGCGUCCAGCUACAUCGGGCAGCUGAAGGCCAAGUCCGGUCAGAUGAUGCGCGAGAGCGACUUCCACCAGGUGUCCGAGAAACCGGUCAAAGCGGAACCGCCGGAAACGAAAGCCAUGAACGGAGAUAGUAAGUCUGAUCGCAAAGAUGGUAAAUCAGAGAAAAAGGUCAUCAUUUCGGUCAACUCAUCGUCCAGUCAGUCAUCGAAGCAGCUACAGCAAAACUCCGGGUCCUCGGUUUCCAACAGUGUGGGAAACAACGGCAGCAAUUCCGAUGUGAAAAUCAUCGAACGGGAAAGCAAAAAGGAAACUCCGGCGCGUGAAUCUCGCGAAACAUCCAUCAGCAGCUCGAAGGAAAAAUCCUCCAAGGAAAUCAAGCGAGAGGAGCGUGCCCGUGAGAAGGAACGCGAACGAGAGGAGGCAGCCGCCGAGCGUAAACGUGAAAAGGACAAGGAAAAACGACGAGAUAAAACUAAAGCCGCCUUAGCAGCAGCCGCCGCCCUGGAGUACGAAUUGCAGUUACACCAACAGCAGCAGCAACUACAGCAGCAGCAGCAGCAGCAACAGCACAGCAUGGAACGGGAGUCACGGGCCAGCGAGAGAGAACGGGAAAGGGAUCGUGGCGAACGGGAUCUCAGUUCAGUUUCCAACUCCAGCAACGAACAUCGUCGCAGUCAGGACCCACCGGAACAUGAAAGAGAAGUUAAACGUCGCAAACUGGAAAGUUCCAGCUCCAAGAGCAAACACGACGACCUCGGUGCCGGAAAUGUCCUGCAGUCAUCCUCCUCAUCGGAGUCCAAGAAGGAACGCAGCGGCAAGAGUAAGGAUAAGCGCGAUAAAACCGACGAAGAGAAGGAACUCCGCAAGGAGCGUAAACUCGGCCGCAAAAGGGACCGAGCAGAAGAGAUUAUGCUUGCUGAAAAGCGCCGCCGCGAGGAGGAAAAGGCAGCUAAAUUGCACAUGUCUAACGGCGAAGAUGAUCUGGCACCUUCUCAUCGCGACAAGCAUCAUCAUUUGCGGGAAAAAUCACCGUCCUACGGCAGCGGGCGCGACCAUCGCGAGCGUUCCCACGAUCGCAUCGAUCGAAGCGAGAAGCAGUAUCUCACGAAAUCUUCGCGCACAAGGUCUGGAUAUUGAACCCUGACUGAACCUGUCGCGGGGGAGGAGAAGGGGACCUGGAGCAUUUUCUCUUCCCACGAAAGAGACUUUGAUUUUGGAUGUAAUCAGAUAAGGAAACAGAACACGUUUCGAUUCUGCAGGGAACCAUUUUCGUUCUAUUUUCGCUCUAGCCGGUUAGACCGAAACAACUGAUUUCUGCUUUAAAGUUUUUUUUUUUCUCGAAACCCUUUGUGAGCCCCUUUCUUUGCAGUACAAAACAUUUUAGGACGAAACGUAGUUUUCUGUUUUUACUUUCUUCUACAAUUUAGCAUUAUUAAAUAAAAGAAAAUAUUAUUUCGCUGGAAUAAACAUAUUUUUAUUCCGGGGCUUUACUAAGUCAAGCAGCUCUGAGAUUGGGUAAGCCCCUGAUAGGUUAGUUUUAAUAAAAUACACAGAACUCGACGGGACAACGUCGAUCUUAAAAACCUAGUUUAGCAGAAUAUGACUAUAUGUAGCGAAACCUAUGUUGAAUCAUUCACCAACUUACAGGCCGAUUGUGUUUGAGCAUGUAGAUGUAAUUUCUUUUCUUAUUUUUGUAAGAAUCAAACACAAAGUAAAAAGUUAAUAACCA
Sabethes cyaneus is the source of this 5251-nucleotide messenger RNA. RefSeq names its product THO complex subunit 2 (gene tho2). Gene Ontology annotation, molecular function: mRNA binding. The record is from RefSeq and is a predicted model, not a curated record. The transcript is spliced from 15 exons. Lineage: Eukaryota; Metazoa; Arthropoda; Insecta; Diptera; Culicidae. Gene Ontology annotation, biological process: mRNA processing; mRNA export from nucleus. Gene Ontology annotation, cellular component: THO complex part of transcription export complex. Bases 4 to 4659 code for a protein of 1551 amino acids.